Cebus imitator (Panamanian white-faced capuchin) is the source of this 1460-nucleotide messenger RNA. RefSeq names its product obg-like ATPase 1. Gene Ontology annotation, molecular function: GTP binding; ATP binding; ATP hydrolysis activity. The record is from RefSeq and is a predicted model, not a curated record. Lineage: Eukaryota; Metazoa; Chordata; Mammalia; Primates; Cebidae. Gene Ontology annotation, cellular component: cytoplasm. The transcript has a single exon. Bases 51 to 1259 code for a protein of 402 amino acids.
AAAUAAUUUACUAAACCUAAAAAUAAGGAAAGCAGCCGUUCCGCCACGGCAUGUGUGCCCUGCGUUCUCUCCUCCUUCAUCCCCGCCUCUGGCUGCCAGCAGGUCCUUUCUCUCACUGCCGUUGGGACCCCGUGUCAUCGCCCAGGCCGAGCACGAUGCCCUCUAAGAAGGGAGGUGAUGGAAUUAAACCACCCCCAAUCAUUGGAAGAUUUGGAACCUCACUGAAAAUUGGUAUUGUUGGAUUGCCAAAUGUUGGGAAAUCUACUUUCUUCAAUGUAUUAACCAAUAGUCAGGCUUCAGCAGAAAACUUCCCAUUCUGCACUGUUGAUCCUAAUGAGAGCAGAGUACCUGUGACAGAUGAAAGGUUUGACUUUCUUUGCCAGUACCACAAACCAGCAAGCAAAAUUCCUGCCUUUCUAAAUGUAGUGGAUACCGCUGGCCUUGUGAAAGGAGCUCACAAUGGGUGGGGCCUGGGAAAUGCUUUUUUAUCUCAUAUUAGUGCCUGUGAUGGCAUUUUUCACCUAACACGUGCUUUUGAAGAUAUCACGCAUGCUGAAGGAAGGGUAGAUCCUAUUCGAGAUAUAGAAAUAAUACAUGAAGAGCUACAGCUUAAAGAUGAGGAAAUGAUUGGGCCCAUUAUAGAUCAACUAGAAAAGGUGGUUGUGAGAGGAGGAGAUAAAAAACUAAAACCUGAAUAUGAUAUAAUGUGCAAAGUAAAAUCCUGGGUUAUAGAUCAAAAGAAACCUGUUCGCUUCUAUCAUGAUUGGAAUGACAAAGCGAUUGAAGUGUUGAAUAAACACUUAUUUUUUACUUCAAAACCAAUGGUCUACUUGGUUAAUCUUUCUGAAAAAGACUACAUUCGAAAGAAAAACAAAUGGUUGGUAAAAAUUAAAGAGUGGUUGGAUAAGUAUGACCCAGGUGCCUUGGUCAUUCCUUUUAGUGGGGCCUUGGAACUUAAAUUGCAAGAAUUGAGUGCUGAGGAGAGACAGAAGUAUCUGGAAGUGAACAUGACACAAAGCGCUUUGCCAAAGAUCAUUAAGGAUGGGUUUGCAGCACUCCAACUAGAAUACUUUUCAACUGCAGGCCCAGAUGAAGUGUGUGCACGGACCAUCAGGAAAGGGACUAAGGCUCCUCAGCCUGCAGGAAAGAUCCACACAGAUUUUGAAAAGGGAUUCAUUAUGGCUGAAGUAAUGAAAUAUGAAGAUUUUAAAGAGGAAGGUUCUGAAAAUGCAGUCAAGGCUGCUGGAAAGUACAAAUAACAAGGCAGAAAUUAUAUUGUUGAAGAUGGAGAUACUAUCUUCUUUAAAUUUAACACACCUCAACAACCGAAGAAGAAAUAAAAUUUAGUUAUUGCUCAGAUAAACAUACAACUUCCAAAAGGCAUAUGAUUUUUUUUUAAUUAAAAUUUCUGAAAAUCGAUGGGACAAAUAAAGUUGGGGAGAUGGGAAUCUUCGACAAAC